UCAGUUAGUCGCCGUCAGUGUCCGCCGCGCGAUGACCGAUUUCACUAGCGCUCGACAGCAGCAGCCGCAACAGCCGCAACCGCAGCCGCAACAGCUGCGGGUGGUGCCGGCCACUUCGGCCAGACCACCGUAUUUCGAUUUUAACGACAUUUUUGGGUGUUCCGCAGGGAAAAAAACUGUCGCCGCCCAUGACGACGGCUCCGACGACGACGCCUGCGGCCAACGGAAGUGGCUCCACGACGGCCACCGCGACGACGGCCACCGUCAACAACAACAACAACCACAGCAACAACAACAACAACGGGUCGUCGAUCAAGCAGCAGCAGCAGCAGCAGCAGCAGCAAUCCUCGGCCGGCGGCCAACAGCUCAUGUCCGCAGCCGCGGCGGGUUGCUGUCCCGUGUGCGGGACGGCGCUCCGCACGGCCCACGAGCUCGAGUCCCACUUUAUAUGGGAACUGGAACGGCUGUACAAGCAGGCGGCCGCGGCAGGACGACGGCACCGAAGGGGCACUCCCGACAAGCUGGGCGACGGCCACCACAUGCACGGUCUCAUGGUGUGUCCCAGGGACGGCGGCCGCUUGUCGCCAGUCGCCGGUGGCAGCAGCAGGGACGCGACGCUGCACGGCCGAUGGGAGACAUAUCAAAAAGUCAAGGCCAAUCGACACAACCGGUUGAGGAUCAAAAACCGGAAACGGAAACCCGACGAGAUGCUGUUGACGCCGACACCAACGACCUGCUGCUGUCCCGUUUGCAGCGAGCCCGUGGCCGCGGCCACCCAGGAACAGAUGAACGCUCACGUGGAGAUGUGCCUGAGGAACAAAGGACACCCAGCAGUGGCGACCGCGGGUAACGACGACGAAGACGAGAACGUGGACGUGGAAGGUGACGCCGAGACGACGAUGUACGACAUCGUAUACGGCGGCGGAAGUAGCGGAUGGCACGGCCAACAGCCACACAACAGGAUGAGACAGCAGCAGAUGCUCAUACAUGGCGGAGGAUACAACAGAGGUGCCGCAGCCGUGGCGAUGAACUGUACCGGCCCCGGGAAUCCGGCCCAGCAGCCGCCGCCCAGACAGUCGGCGACCGGCGGCGAAGACUCGGCCGGUGGUGCCGAAGACGCCGUGUUGGUGGUCGACGACAACGACAACGAAAACGGCGGCAGCAGCGGCAGCUUAUACAACAAGUACGGCCCUAACCAGUACGCCGAACGGGACGUAAUCGUCCCGUCACGUCCUCCUACCGCUUCUUCGGAGAGCCGCCGACUUACACCCGCCGAGCUGAACGAUCCGAGCGCGAUGGAGGCGAUGGACUCGUGCGAAAACGUCGGGCCGCUGGACGUGUCGAUCAAAAAGGAAAACACACAAGACGAAGGGACAGUGAAACCCAAAAUGGACGUCGACAAGUACUGCGCACAGUUCAACAACAACGGCCAGGUCGUCGAAGCGCUAAAAGCUCGGAUCCGGGAACUUGAGUCGGUGUCCAAGGCCGGUAGCGACAAGUUUACUUGUCUAUUGUGCAAAGGAAAUUUCAAAGAUCCCGUCGUGUCGACGUCGUGCUGGCACGUGUACUGCGAAGUGUGCUGGCUACAGAUACUGGGUGCUAAAAAGCUGUGUCCGCAGUGUUACGUGAUAACGCUUCCGUCCAACUUGCGUCGCGUUUACCUGUAAAGCGGCCCAGGAGGAGCCGCAGGACUCGCCGCCGGCGAAGAAUGCGGCCGAAAAUAUCAUGUCUCCGGCGGUCGGCUCGUCUCCGUCACCACCGCGUCGCCGCAUAUAAUAUUAUAAUAUUUAUUUGUAAAUUAUUUCAUUGUAAUUUUUAUUUUUCCCGGUUUGCCGCGUGUUCGCUUUCCGAUUUCAUAUCCAAAUUAUUGUACAAACAUUAUCGCAACGAUGUAUAUGUACCCUACGCAUCGUCAUAUAUAUUAUUAUAGUGUACCUAUAUACUAUAUAGAUAAUACAUCCACAUCAUAUCCUAUGUAUUAUGUACGCUCGGCCUUAGGUCGUACGUCGUCGUCGUCGUCGUCGUCGUCGCUGCACAGCGUAGGUACGAGUUGCCUUUGUAUAAUAUACGUAUAUAAUAUUAUAAUAUGUGUUGGUGACAUUUACGCGUUUUCCGUUUACCGCAAGUCGGUCGUGCCCUCCAAACCCACCGCUCCUCCCCCCCCCCCCGGCCCACCGACGACACUGGCGUCCCGUGCACCCUCUCUCGGGCCGUCAAAUCCAUAUACGCCACGCAAUAAUAUCGACAUAUCAAUAUAUGCUAUAUAUAUCGUACAAGACAAUAGUCGGUCUGCCAAAACCAAAUAUACAUACAUAAAUGUAUAUUAUUUGUAUUUGUACAUAGGCAACCUAACCUUUAUAUAUGACCUAUAUAAUAUAUUAUGCUCACGCACAACCAUUACCGAUGUGUAGGUACACACCACGCACGCAAAUAGACGUACCACACGCACGAUCGCGACUAUAACGGCUUGCAUAGAUUGGUUUUCUGACUAUAAUAUUAUAUACUUUGGCUGGUAUAUGUAGUCCGAUGUCAGUGUGGUUUGAGACCGUAACAAAGAUAUUAUAUUUGAUCGACCUGCUGCGUGCAGAGUUUGGAGCUGGAUAUCGUAGGACACAGGGUCCUGGUCAGGGCAGGGUAGCUGCCGCACUGGACUUUAGACCCGCCUCGACAUAAUACAAACUUAGGGCAUUAUAUCAGAAAGUCUCAAACGCCUCUCACCCACAUCGUUCGACCCCAAUCAUCAGUUUUAUCGCCGAGUGGCCGUUUGUAGCACCCCGAAAUACAUAAAUAUAUGCGGACGCGCGUGUGUAUGUGUGUGUGUGUGUAUGCGUGAGUGUAUAGUUAUAUUCACUGACUCGAGUGUUAAAAAUUAUGUACAUUAAUAUUAUAUAAUAUUAUUAUAACAAUGAUAUACUUAUACGUUAUGUUUUUUUUUCUUCUUAGUGAAAGUAGUUGUUUAAUAUUAUCAUAUACUAUAAUAUAGGGGUAACCGCUUUGUCGUUUGACGUUAGCAAAAAAAAAAGUAAAGAAAAAAACGUCAUCAUAUUAUGUGCUAUGACUGCGAAUCUUCAUUAGUCUUAUUAGAAAUAAUAAGUAUAUAUAUAUAUAUAAAAUACAAUAUUACAUUAUAGUUUAAAUUUAAAAAUAAUAUUAAUAAUUAUAUAGGUACUGUUAAUCUAACGAUAAUGUUAAAUAUUAUACCUAAGCCUAAUAUGAUGUUACUAAAAAUCAUACUGGAACCGGUGCAUUUUGUGAAAAUUGCCAAAACGUUGGCGUGCCGCGUAUUGCGAACAUAAAAAAUAAACAUUUUAAAAUACUGAAAUUAUUAGGUAGUUCCCUGAGUGUAGAAGUAUAUAGAAAAACGCGCGCGUUAAAGUCACAACCGGAAAGUUUUUCAAUAAAGCAUGAUAAAUAAUGAUAAAAAAAAAAACUGGCAGAAAUACGCGGAAAUAAACUGUCCAAAACGCGAGUGCGGACAUGUGGAACAUAGCCGGGGCGUAAAAAACACUAAGAUCUGACAAAAUGUAUAAAAAAAUAAAACUGUGAUGCUCCAAGAACAACAAUGUAAUCGCGAUUGUAGAAUUUAAUAUAAUAUGCGGAAUUUACGGCCAAUCAUAAUAAUAUAUGACGCGAAUUAUUCCGGAUUUUUUUUUCCUUAAAUUUUUUUCACGACCAAGUUUUCCCGAAAUUUGAUACCCCGUUGCCGGCCGUAACAGUACGUUUUGUCAGUUCAAUGCGAUGGGCAAAAGUUAUUAGUUAUUACUUAUUACUGUUGAAAUUCCACCUGUAGAUGAGUCUAUGGUGUAGACGACUUAAUCUUCGUCACGCCGCGUUGUGAUGCCAAGACAAAUUUUUAUCAAAAACCUAUCUAACUAUACCACAAGCUACCUACAUAUUAUUAUAACCGAUACAUUUAUAAAUCUUUUAUUAUAUUUCAUUAUUAUAUUCAUUAUUAUUCAACUGUAUAUUGUGUUUCGUCUCCUACAUAAUAUAUCUGGCGUUUAUCAUAAUGGGAAAAACGUGUUAUUAUACUAAUAUUAAUUAUUAUUAUUAUUAUUAUUAUUAUAUUAUUGUAAUUAUUAUUAUUACUAUUAUUACUAUUAUUAUUAUUAUUAUUAUUAUUAUUAUUAUUAUUAUUAUUAUGAUUAUGAUUAUGAUUAUUAUUAUUAUAUUAUUAUCAUCAUUAUUAUUAUUAUUAUUAUUAAUUAUUAUACUUGAUGUUUCUUCACAAAUACUGUGCACUGUUGUUUGUUUAACUUCAUUCAUUAAUAAAUAUUGCCAACGGCAAUAUCUGGAAUUUAAAUAUAUAUUAUAUAGGCAAUUGAAUUUCUAUUUUCUGCCACGGUGUACAGCGAACACCAAAUCUCAAUGCAUUUCGGAUAUUAUCGCUGUAACUUGAGCAAUUUAAA
Metopolophium dirhodum (rose-grain aphid) is the source of this 4409-nucleotide messenger RNA. RefSeq names its product E3 ubiquitin-protein ligase RNF220-like. Gene Ontology annotation, biological process: protein ubiquitination. Gene Ontology annotation, molecular function: ubiquitin protein ligase activity. The coding region runs from base 189 to 1667 and encodes 492 amino acids. The transcript has 7 exons. The record is from RefSeq and is a predicted model, not a curated record. Lineage: Eukaryota; Metazoa; Arthropoda; Insecta; Hemiptera; Aphididae.